AUGGCUGCCGUCAGGGACAUUCAAGUCCAACAACUAUUCAUCGUUUCACCACACCUCCCACAGAUGUUGAGCCUUCUGGAACACAUGUACCAUGAGCUGGGCCUGGUGGAAGAGUUCAACAUUAACCCUAUCGUACUCAAGCGAUGGCUGUUGUGCGUCCAGGAGAACUACCGCAACAACCCGUUCCACAACUUCCGCCACUGUUUCUGCGUGAGUCAGAUGAUGUACGGCAUGAUUCACCUGUGCCGCCUGUGGGAGCGCAUGGCCGUGGAGGACCUGGGGGUACUGCUCACCGCCGCCGUCUGCCACGACCUGGACCACCCCGGAUACAACAACACCUUCCUACAGUUGAAGAUGGUGCUGAUCAAGUGCUGCGACAUCUCCAACGAGGUGCGUCCCAUGGAGGUGUCCGAGCCCUGGGUGGACUGUCUGUUGGAGGAGUACUUCAACCAGGUCAGUGGGACACGGCCGGAUGAGCUGGAUGUUUGGUUCAAUUGUAAAAUCAUUAUUUAUCCUAGCAUCACCCAUACGUUCCCUCAGGUGUUUACCCAGAUAGAUGAGGUGAUGGUCCAGCCUCUGAAGAACGCCAAAGACCGCUACGAGGAGAUGAAAUCCCUGGAGGAAGCGCAGAAGGAGGUGAAGAUGUCUGGUUUCAAAUAAAGUUGAAGUUUAAUGAUCUCGCAUCAUGAUUUGAUUAAUGGAAGUUUGAAUAAUGUCACAUCAUGAUUUGUAUUCGAUUUGAAUUUUAGAUACUGCCAUAUGGUGAUUUUGAUUCGUUGAAGUUUGAAUAAU
Molecule: messenger RNA, 792 nt
Organism: Aplysia californica (California sea hare)
Lineage: Eukaryota; Metazoa; Mollusca; Gastropoda; Aplysiida; Aplysiidae
Product: high affinity cGMP-specific 3',5'-cyclic phosphodiesterase 9A-like
Exons: 6
Coding region: 1-660 (219 amino acids)
Biological process (GO): cGMP catabolic process
Molecular function (GO): 3',5'-cyclic-GMP phosphodiesterase activity
Source: RefSeq, a predicted model, not a curated record